Molecule: messenger RNA, 804 nt
Organism: Hibiscus syriacus
Lineage: Eukaryota; Viridiplantae; Streptophyta; Magnoliopsida; Malvales; Malvaceae
Product: transcription repressor OFP6-like
Exons: 1
Coding region: 38-589 (183 amino acids)
Biological process (GO): negative regulation of DNA-templated transcription
Source: RefSeq, a predicted model, not a curated record
UAAUAGUCUCCUCCUCCUCUCUACGACUCUACCUUUAAUGUCUUCCAACAAGAAAAAGCUGUGGAAAACCCUGUUCACACUCGAUGCAGGCUGUGGGUGUAGCAGACCCAAGCUUUCCGACGCUUACCAGCCAAAACCCAAACUCCGAAACCCAUCAAACGCCCCGAUCGAAGACGAUGAUCUCACGUCCACUUCCUUCUCUUUCAACAACGUCGACGCCAUAUCAUCGUCGUCCACCACCGAUCAUCUCAACUCCGAUUCCGAAUUACCCGAUCAUCAAACGUUUCCCAGAGCUAAACUCGGCAGCCAUUGCUCUAAAAUCGUCGACAGCAUCGCCGUGGUGAAGGAUUCCAACGACCCCUACGGUGAUUUUCGACAUUCCAUGCUUCAAAUGAUCGUGGAGAAACGAAUCUACUCCGAAGAUGAUCUCCAGGAGCUGCUUCGGUGCUUCUUGGAACUGAAUUCUCGGUGCCACCACCGUGUUAUCGUCGAGGCUUUCACGGAUAUCCGGGACCGGAUUGUUACGGUGGCGGAUCAGGAAUCGUGCUUUGUUCACGGUGGAGGGCUUGAGAGAGCUCGCGGCAUGUGAAUACAUUCAAUUCGCACGUGGGAAGAAGCUGCCCCGCUUGGCAUUUUGACAAAGUCAAAACUGCUAUGCGCACGUAAUUGCCAUCGGUAAAUUCAUCUUACGUUGGUGGUUUAUAUACGGUUUUGGGGAAUUUAGUCAAUGAUUAGUUUUAAUUUCUCAAAAUGUGUGUUUUUUCAUAUCUACGAACUAUGCUUAACCAGGACCUAAAUGAGGAU